AUGGGCGGACCUCCUUUGGAUCUCCUCCGCGACAUCUCGCGCCGCCUCCACGCCACCACCGACUACGUCCGCUUCCACGCCACGUGCAAGCCCUGGCGCUACACGCUUCCGCCGGCGCCGUGCUAUCCCGCGUUCCAGCCAUGGCUACUCGCGCCGCCGGACUCCGCCAAGCACCGGAUGGCUCGCUGCGUCUUCGCCUCCUCCAGAUCGACCCGCCGUGGCACCAGCGCCGCCACUGAGAUAUCGGUUCGAGAUAGGAGGUGGGUGAUCAGCCUGGUAGACGGCACUGCCGUCUCUACCCUCACCAGUAUCUGUUCCGGUUCCGGCCCUAGCGGCAGCGGCCUCACCGCCGGCGUCGAUGUCGCCGACCCUCUCACUGGAUCUGCUUCAUCUGCAUCGGCCACACCCCUACCCCUACCUCCCUUUUCAUGUGACGACGAGACCAAGUGGUGGGUGGACCACGCCGAUGCCGUGGUCUGCGGCGACGGCACAAUCUUUCUAUAUUUGUUUGGUCCCGUCCACCGCAGGUCGUAUUACCUGCCGGUGUUCAACGCUGCCCUCCUGCGUCCUGGCGAUACGGCGUGGACAAUGGUGCAUAAACAGUACCUGGGCAUAUCCUCCAUAGGAGACGACCCCUGCAGCUGCAUUGCCCAUCACGAUGGGAAGAUCGUCGCACGCUACAGGAACUGGUGUUCGCACUACAUUGAGACAAGGCAGGUCGACCACAGCCAGUGGGUAACCCCACUGCCAUCUCAUUAUGGCAAGGCAUUGCAGGCAAGCUACCUCUUGGAGUCUCGAGGGGAGCUUCUUCUAGCAAAUGUCCUAGCAAAUCAUGCGCACAGUUAUACCAUAGCCAGCUUUGUGGACGGGCUGUCGGUUUCAGUCCACGUGCUGCAGGAGGCGGAAAGCGGAAAAACACAGUGGGUGAAGAGGGACGGCCCGAGCUUGGCUGAUCGCGUCAUGUUCCUCGGGAGUCCAAGCAGCUUUGCUGUGGAUGCCGCGCGGUUUGGCGAGAUCAGUGGUGGUGGCUGCGCCUAUUUCGUCCUCAAGAGCGAGCUCUAUGGGGGGAUCUGGAGCAAGUUGGCCGUCAAACGCUGCCGUGUGUUCAAGUACAGCUUCCUGGACCAUAGGUCAGAACUCAUCGAGCAGCUCCCGGCUGAAUGGGACAACGACGCCUGCAUGUGGCUCACGCCGCCACAACCUUCCAUCGCUUCAACUGAGCAUUCAUUAGUAGUAACAUUCAUUUGCAUGCACAUGCAGGAAAUUAGAGAGAUGAUUGAGCCUUCACACACAAAGGCUGCAGGAGGGCCACAAUUCGGGCCUUAUUUCAGGAUUUAUGUGGGCAAUCUGCCACGGAAUGUGGAUAGCUAUCGACUGGGACAGUUCUUCAGCAAGUAUGGCAAGGUAGCAGAAGCAAGGGUCAUGUGCCACAUAAAAACCAAGCGUUCACGAGGUUUUGGGUUUGUGACCUUGGCGACUGUAGUUGAUCAUGAGCAUGAGCAGGAACAUGCUAUUGCUAAGCUGGAUGGACAGAUUUUGGACGGGCGUCCCGUGCGAGUGAAGUUUGCAGAUCAGAAGCAGCCACAUAACCAAAAUUUUCAGUUAUUUUCAGUGAAGGAAGUUAAGGCAUUCCUGGUACCUUGUGGUGCCCUUGUUGGGAGGGAUCCCGGAUUCGUGAUGCCUGACGCAGCAGCUCUGCCGGACGACGCGCUCUGGCGGCCAUGGGCGGACCUCCCUUUGGAUCUCCUCCGCGACAUCUCGCGCCGCCUCCACGCCACCACCGACUACGUCCGCUUCCACGCCACGUGCAAGCCCUGGCGCUACACGCUUCCGCCGGCGCCGUGCUAUCCCGCGUUCCAGCCAUGGCUACUCGCGCCGCCGGACUCCGCCAAGCACCGGAUGGCUCGCUGCGUCUUCGCCUCCUCCAGAUCGACCCGCCGUGGCACCAGCGCCGCCACUGAGAUAUCGGUUCGAGAUAGGAGGUGGGUGAUCAGCCUGGUAGACGGCACUGCCGUCUCUACCCUCACCAGUAUCUGUUCCGGUUCCGGCCCUAGCGGCAGCGGCCUCACCGCCGGCGUCGAUGUCGCCGACCCUCUCACUGGAUCUGCUUCAUCUGCAUCGGCCACACCCCUACCCCUACCUCCCUUUUCAUGUGACGACGAGACCAAGUGGUGGGUGGACCACGCCGAUGCCGUGGUCUGCGGCGACGGCACAAUCUUUCUAUAUUUGUUUGGUCCCGUCCACCGCAGGUCGUAUUACCUGCCGGUGUUCAACGCUGCCCUCCUGCGUCCUGGCGAUACGGCGUGGACAAUGGUGCAUAAACAGUACCUGGGCAUAUCCUCCAUAGGAGACGACCCCUGCAGCUGCAUUGCCCAUCACGAUGGGAAGAUCGUCGCACGCUACAGGAACUGGUGUUCGCACUACAUUGAGACAAGGCAGGUCGACCACAGCCAGUGGGUAACCCCACUGCCAUCUCAUUAUGGCAAGGCAUUGCAGGCAAGCUACCUCUUGGAGUCUCGAGGGGAGCUUCUUCUAGCAAAUGUCCUAGCAAAUCAUGCGCACAGUUAUACCAUAGCCAGCUUUGUGGACGGGCUGUCGGUUUCAGUCCACGUGCUGCAGGAGGCGGAAAGCGGAAAAACACAGUGGGUGAAGAGGGACGGCCCGAGCUUGGCUGAUCGCGUCAUGUUCCUCGGGAGUCCAAGCAGCUUUGCUGUGGAUGCCGCGCGGUUUGGCGAGAUCAGUGGUGGUGGCUGCGCCUAUUUCGUCCUCAAGAGCGAGCUCUAUGGGGGGAUCUGGAGCAAGUUGGCCGUCAAACGCUGCCGUGUGUUCAAGUACAGCUUCCUGGACCAUAGGUCAGAACUCAUCGAGCAGCUCCCGGCUGAAUGGGACAACGACGCCUGCAUGUGGCUCACGCCGCCACAACCUUCCAUCGCUUCAACUGAGGAAAUUAGAGAGAUGAUUGAGCCUUCACACACAAAGGCUGCAGGAGGGCCACAAUUCGGGCCUUAUUUCAGGAUUUAUGUGGGCAAUCUGCCACGGAAUGUGGAUAGCUAUCGACUGGGACAGUUCUUCAGCAAGUAUGGCAAGGUAGCAGAAGCAAGGGUCAUGUGCCACAUAAAAACCAAGCGUUCACGAGGUUUUGGGUUUGUGACCUUGGCGACUGUAGUUGAUCAUGAGCAUGAGCAGGAACAUGCUAUUGCUAAGCUGGAUGGACAGAUUUUGGACGGGCGUCCCGUGCGAGUGAAGUUUGCAGAUCAGAAGCAGCCACAUGUAGCUUGCUAG
Messenger RNA from Miscanthus lutarioriparius, 3282 nucleotides. Lineage: Eukaryota; Viridiplantae; Streptophyta; Magnoliopsida; Poales; Poaceae. The record is from the annotation of a GenBank genome assembly.